Cuscuta epithymum is the source of this 2123-nucleotide messenger RNA. The record is from the annotation of a GenBank genome assembly. Lineage: Eukaryota; Viridiplantae; Streptophyta; Magnoliopsida; Solanales; Convolvulaceae.
CAACAAAGGUCUCCCACUGAAUGAUUAAUUAAAGAAAAAAAAAGAAGCAUAAAAAAGAAGGUUUCUUUAUCUGUCUGCUGAUGCUGAAGCAGAGCUGCGAAGUAAUAAAUGCAGUGGCGAAACCAGUUACUGUAUUCAUCUACCCAGUUUUGAAAAUUUCUUGUACUUCACUGAUCCAUUUAAUUUCUCAUGUGGGACUUAAAUUCCGCCGAGCUCGGCAUUAUUGCUGUUGAGUUUUGAGCUCUCAUUCAUUAUGGGCUGUGUCCUGGGGACCAGAGCUUCCGGGGAAUCUCGCCGGAAGGAUAAGCAGCAGCGGCCGUCAAGAAAGGACGGCGAGAGUGCUUCCGCCAGUGGCACAGCCGGACCGGCCGGUGGCCGCCGGAAUCACAAGAAACAGAAACAUCAGCCGCCUCCGCCGCAAGAGCUUUGCAAUCUGAGGAGUUUUGCCACCAGCUCCGCCACCAACGAACAGGGGUGGCCGCUGUGGCUUGUCGACGUGGCCGGCGAUGCGAUUAAAGAUUGGACUCCGCGACGAGCCAAUACGUUCCAGAAGCUCGAUAAGAUAGGGCAAGGGACAUAUAGCAAUGUAUAUAAAGCAAGGGACUUGGUAAGUGGGAAGAUAGUAGCAUUGAAGAAGGUUAGAUUUGACAAUUUAGAGGCAGAGAGUGUGAAGUUCAUGGCAAGAGAGAUAUUAGUUUUGAGGAAGCUUGACCAUCCAAAUGUCAUCAAGCUUCAAGGAUUGGUUACUUCAAGAAUGUCAUCAAGUCUUUACCUUGUUUUUGAGUACAUGGAGCAUGAUUUGGCUGGCCUUGCUGCUACCCAUGGUGUGAAGUUCACUCACCCCCAGGUUAAAUGCUAUAUGAAACAGUUGCUUUCCGGACUUGAGCACUGUCACAACAAUGGUGUCCUGCAUCGUGACAUAAAGGGUUCCAACUUGCUUAUUGAUGAUGAUGGGAUUUUAAAAAUUGCAGAUUUUGGAUUAGCUUCAUUUUAUAAUCCUGAAACCAAACAGCCUAUGACUAGUCGUGUUGUCACCCUUUGGUAUCGUCCCCCUGAGCUUCUACUUGGAGCUACUUACUAUGGUGUUGGUGUUGAUCUUUGGAGUGCUGGCUGCAUUUUGGCUGAGCUACUUUUAGGAAAGCCAAUCAUGCCGGGGCGAACAGAAGUCGAGCAACUCCACAAAAUAUUUAAGUUAUGUGGUUCUCCUUCUGAAGAAUAUUGGAAGAAAUCCAAGUUACCAAAUGCCACAAUUUUUAAACCACAGCAGCCCUAUAAACGGUGUACGAAAGAGAUCUUCAAGGAUUUUCCACCCUCUUCAUUACCUCUGGUAGAAACUCUUCUUGCCAUUGAUCCUAAUGAGCGAGGCACUGCCACUGCAGCUUUACAUAGUGAGUUUUUUACUAGUGAGCCAUAUGCAUGUGAGCCAUCUAGUUUGCCAAAGUAUCCUCCCAGCAAGGAAAUGGAUGUAAAGAUGAGGGAUGAAGCGCUCAGAAGGUUAAGAGGUGGCAAUGGGAAAGCACAUGCAGCUGAUGGAACCAGAAAAGUAAGAGUGCGAAAUAAGGUUAGCCGGGCCAUUCCUGCUCCAGAGGCUAAUGCAGAGCUCCAAGCCAAUUUAGAUAGGUGGAAAGUUAGGACACAGGCUAACACAAAGAGCAAGAGUGAAAAAUUCCCACCACCACAUCAAGAUGGGUACAUUGACGCUGCCAGCGGCCCCUUAUCAUUUGGUGCGCCGGAUGCUUCUUUUGCGUCAUCAAACUUUGAUGCAAAACCGUUGCAUUCACUUAAACCUACUAAUUCGGCCUUGGCCGGGACUUCAAAGAGAAGGAAAAAGAGGAGAGAAGAGACUUCUCAUAUGGCUCCCACCCGGAAGUUCUUCCAUACAUUUCUCCCAUCUUCUGUAUUGGACAUUAAAGUUAGGGGUAGAACUUCAAUUUCGGAGAUCAUGGGUCACUCAAUGUAGAUAGAUAUGUAUAAAGUGAUUUAUGUGCCGGUGAUGCAUCCGAGUUUGUUGUGUUGGUCUCAAUUGUUCCCUCUUUUUCCCUUUUUUUUUUUUGCUUUUUAUGUAUAUCCAACAAUUUUGUUUACAAUAAUAUGGUUAGAGUAUAAUUUAUCAGAGUAUCACU